AUGACAGAUUUUGAGAUAUCGAUAUUAGGUGGGACAGGAGGUCCAUUUGAAAAUUCUACACAAUGCUUUAUUAUACGAUCAACCCAUAAUGACGAAAGCGUACGUCUGAUAUGUGUGGACGGAGGGGUUGGUUUGGGAAGUAUUGCAGCGAUGCUCCGGUUAGAUCCCAACAAGAGGAUCGUAGAGAGCCUCUACGAGAAUGAAGAAGAACCAGUUGAGAAAUAUGUGGAUUCUACAGUGUUAUCACAAACCACAAGAGGGUUUUCUCUUGCAGUUACUAGACACUUAGAAGGAUCGAUUGUACAACAGACUAUGAAAUUAUAUCAAAAUAUUGGAGAAUAUUAUAUCACACAUCCACAUAUGGAUCACGUUGCUGGAAUGAUUAUGAAUUCUCCAGCCAUUUAUGAACCAUUAGUUCCAUCGAGGAAAUAUAUAAAAGGUCUACCCUUCACAAUAGGACCCUUAAAAGAUUUUAUAUUUAAUGAUAUCAUUUGGCCGCAAUUAUCAAAUAAGUUAUUGGGACGACUAGACCUGGUAACGUUGUCAAGCCGAGAGUCACAUAACUCAUUAUCAAUACCUGAAUGGAAUAUAAUACCCUUUGAAGUUUACCAUGGUUCAAAAGUUUCAGAUUUAAGUUCACAAGUUUCCAGUUCAGUUUAUAUCAUAACCAAUACUAGGACAAAUAAUUCUAUAGUUGUUUGUGGUGAUUUAGAAAAGGACCAUGAAGAUCCAAAUGAGCCAAGAUUACUAUGCCAAUUAUGGUCAUAUUUGGCAAACAAUAUUCCUCUAAAAAAUUUGAAAGCAAUUGUGAUAGAAUGUUCAAAUUCAUUAUCUAUUGAUGAAAGGAGACUUUUUGGUCACCUGUCGUCAAACAAAUUGUUGGAUGAACUACAAACACUUCGGGACAAAUACGGUAGUUCAUCAGGACUCCGUGACUUAAAAAUAAUAGUAUCACAUGUGAAGAUGACAUACUCUGAGAAGGAUCCGCGACUGACUAUUUUAGAUGAAUUAAGAACACUUGCACAUGAAAUUCCUGGUUUAGAGAGCUUAAUAUUUUCAAUUGCUGUUCAAGGAUACACAUUCACUGUUUGA
Maudiozyma saulgeensis is the source of this 1092-nucleotide messenger RNA. NCBI's taxonomy places the organism in Eukaryota, Fungi, Ascomycota, Saccharomycetes, Saccharomycetales, Saccharomycetaceae. The record is from the annotation of a GenBank genome assembly.